Molecule: messenger RNA, 2245 nt
Organism: Molossus molossus (Pallas's mastiff bat)
Lineage: Eukaryota; Metazoa; Chordata; Mammalia; Chiroptera; Molossidae
Gene: NHEJ1
Product: non-homologous end joining factor 1
Exons: 8
Coding region: 23-922 (299 amino acids)
Biological process (GO): double-strand break repair via nonhomologous end joining
Cellular component (GO): DNA ligase IV complex; nucleus
Molecular function (GO): DNA end binding
Source: RefSeq, a predicted model, not a curated record
GGAGCUGUAGCACCCUCUCACGAUGGAAGAACUGGAGCAAGGCCUGUUGAUGCAGCCAUGGGCAUGGCUACAGCUUGCUGAAAACUCCCUCUUGGCUAAGGCUUAUAUCACCAAGCAGGGCUAUGCCUUGCUGAUUUCAGAUCUUCAAGAGGUGUGGCAUGAACAGGUGGAUGCUAGUGUGGUCAGCCAGCGAGCCAAGGAGCUGAACAAGCGCCUGACUGCCCCCCCUGAGGCUUUUCUCUGUCAUUUGGAUGAUCUGCUUCGCCCACUGUUGAAGGACAUUAUUUGCCCUGGAAAAGCUACCUUCUCCUGUGAUCGUGUGGCGGAGGCACUGAUACUGCGGGUGCGGAGUGAGCUCUCUGGUCUGCCCUUCUAUUGGAAUUUCCACUGCAUCCUAGCUAGCCCUUCUCUGGUCUCCCAGCAUUUGAUUUGUCCUCUGAUGGGCAUGAGUCUGGCAUUGCAGUGCCAAGUGAGAGAGCUGGCAACAUUGCUUCGUAUGAAAGAUCUAGAGAUCCAGGACUAUCAGGAGAGUGGGGCUACGCUGAGCCGAGAUCGGUUGAAGACAGAGCCAUUUGAAGAAAAGUCUUUCUUGGAACAGUUUAUGGUAGAGAAACUUCCAGAGGUAUGCAGUGUUGGUGAUGGAAGAGCCUUUGUCACAGAUCUGCAGAAUCUGUAUGUGGCAGUCACCAGACAAGAGGGCCAAGUGAGGCAGCAGCAUCAAAAUGCCGGAGAUCCUCAAACUUCAAGUAGUGCCUCCUCACAAGGACCUGAUAGCCAACUUCUAAACCAGCCAGAAGAGCCGGUUUUCUCAGCACCAUCCCUCCCAGUGCCUGACAGAGAGCCCCCGUGUACUUCAGGCCCUGUGAAGAGACCUCAGCUAUCCAAGGUCAAGAGGAAGAAGCUAAGGGGGCUCUUCAGUUGACGUGUCACUGUUUCAGCUGCCGAGGAUGGAGCCGGAGAACAGCUUCCUGGUGCCACCUUGAAAGGAGCUCCAGUGGCAGCAGGAUCUCUGACAGUUACAUAGUCAGAGGCAAGAGCACUGAAGCUCAUGUUCACAGGCCACCUGAAAUGGGUGCUAUUAACUGAGGGAAUCUUGGCUCCAACCCAUCGGGCAUUGGCCUUCCCUAUUAAAGGGAAAUCAGUCUCUGGGAAUCUCAUAUCCUCCUCCUUUUUGGUGAAGGUUCUUUAAACCAGGACCCUACCAUGGACUUUAGGUGUAUAAGACAAGUCAACAAAAAGGCACAACACGCUUAGGAAGCCUUGUUUGUCUUUCUCAAGAGUCCCUGGCCAAUUCCAGGUGCUCCUCAGAGACCCAUUUCUCUCUUUAGCGUGGAACAAAAACCACUCACACUCCCCUGCUUUUGAGAGUACUUAUUCACUAGGACACAUGACCCACUUCACUUUACUGGAUCCCACCGCACUGUUGUCUCUGGAUACAGUCUAGGCCCUCAGUCCAGUCCUUCAGGUUCUUCUUAUGAAUCUCUAUUGUGGCCUGUGCUAAGCCUCCAUGUGGAAACUUUGAUCUUGAGAAUUGUCUCCAUGGUGGGCACAAUGCAGAACAAAUAGCCUAUGCUUUUCUUUGCCUAAUUGAUGUGGUGUGGUUUUGUUUCUUUUUGUUUUUUGUCUCUUUCUAAGGCAUAGACAACAGAUUAAAUCACAAUAUGAGACUGAAAUCACAAAGAGCUUCAAACAGUAGGGUCAAGGGAGUUUCCCACUGGAGUGGGAGGAAAAGGAAUUUUACCUUCCCAUCCUUCACUCCACUUCAAAUAACGUAAUAACUAGAAGAACUAGGAAAGAUAAGAUGACAGGGAACAGGAAAUGGCCACAGUAGUUUGUGAGACAACGUAAUUGACCAAUAGAAUGAAUAGUGCUUAGCAAGAAAAGUCAUAAAGGCUGUACGAGAUAGGCAGAAUCUUAGAUAUUUAGAAAGUCAUCUCUUUGCACAGAUCUGGUGAGAUUUAGCAGACCAGGAUUGGCAAAGUCCCUUGGCCUUCUCUGCUAGGUUUUCCAAUAUAGGUAAACCAUCUGAAGCUCUACCUUGGAGAGACAGGAAGGAAAAUAGAACUCAGGUGUUAACUGGGAGUGUUAGGUAGAGAAAGGGGUCAGGGGCAGAACCCACAGAGGCCUUUUCUGUUUUUGUUUUUGUUUUUGUUUUUACCUAUGGUGGUCAAAUGCUUCCUCACCCUCAUAUCCUCACUAGCUGGGACUGGUGUUUCUGUCCUCAAGUCAUGGAAGAGUGGACAAU